Canariomyces notabilis is the source of this 842-nucleotide messenger RNA. RefSeq lists its product as uncharacterized. The transcript has 3 exons. The record is from RefSeq and is a predicted model, not a curated record. Bases 212 to 724 code for a protein of 170 amino acids. NCBI's taxonomy places the organism in Eukaryota, Fungi, Ascomycota, Sordariomycetes, Sordariales, Chaetomiaceae.
UCGCGUGCUACGCGAAGACGAUCGGCCCCUCUCAAGAAUGGCCUUCUCUUCCAAGUCAGUCAAUUUUCGAAGGUUGGCUGGUAUUUCACGUCGUGGUUGCUUUCCAGCGCGUCGAUUCUGGAGCGAGCUUCGUGGGAUCUCGUAGAUCGUAGCAGCUUUUCGAACGGAAAGUUUGGGGUUUUUUUUUUUAAGAGCUUCGAGUGCAAGGAAAAUGCGACUCUCUUUUGGAAGAGGUUCCAUUGUGUUUUGUGGAAGAAAUUCGCGAUCAAAUUCGAGAGGUUGCAAAGUGAAGAAAAGUGGCCCUCUCGUUAUGCUGGCCCACUCGUUAUGCAAGUACGUUACUGAAAUGAUUAUAUGGCAUACUGUACUGUACCCCAGUGUACGUACCUUACACGUGCUGUACAGUACGUUUCACCUGUAUUACCCGGCAUGUUCCGUGCAUCCCCUGAUGUCAUCUUUCUCCACCCAUCCAACGCACGCUGCGCCAGACAAACCACUCAGCUGGAAACAAAGACCUCUUGCCGGACUCCACCCACAACCGACGUCAUGCAUCUUCUCUCCCAAGCUUUUGGAAACCGCAAGACACAGCACAGCAGCAAACAUGGCGCAGAUGGAUCGAUCGGCUCUAGCCAUUGGCAGUUUUGCCGUGCAAGGCAUUUUGUCUAGGAGCGUCUUGUCCAAGCACACCUACGUAAACGACAAGGUCCCAGGUAUGAUGAUAUAACUGGGCUGCCAUAGAUAUAUGCUUAAUGGAAAGGUUACCUCUUGCGGCUCACCCGAGAUUUUCUUACCUUUCCCUCUGUGAGGUCUGCUCUUUUGCUGUAGACAGCCAUCAUACCCGU